Messenger RNA from Phyllostomus hastatus (greater spear-nosed bat), 2124 nucleotides. RefSeq lists its product as uncharacterized. Gene Ontology annotation, molecular function: G protein-coupled receptor activity; olfactory receptor activity; odorant binding. Gene Ontology annotation, biological process: sensory perception of smell; G protein-coupled receptor signaling pathway. Gene Ontology annotation, cellular component: membrane. NCBI's taxonomy places the organism in Eukaryota, Metazoa, Chordata, Mammalia, Chiroptera, Phyllostomidae. The record is from RefSeq and is a predicted model, not a curated record.
AUGCUCAACUUCACUGAUGUGACAGAGUUUAUUCUUUUGGGACUGACCAGUCGUCGGGAAUGGCAAAUUCUCUUCUUCGUCAUUUUUCUUGUGGUCUACAUUAUCAGCUUAGUGGGCAAUAUUGGCAUGAUUAUGUUAAUUAAGGUCAGUCCACAGCUCAGUAGCCCCAUGUACUUUUUUCUCAGUCAUUUGUCAUUUGUGGAUGUGUGCUUUUCUUCCAAUGUUACCCCUAAAAUGUUGGAAAACUUGUUAUCAGAGACAAAAACUAUUUCUUACAAUGGCUGUUUGGUACAGUGUUUCUUCUUCAUUGCCCUUGUCCAUGUAGAACUUUUUAUCCUUGCUGUGAUGGCCUUUGAUAGAUACAUGGCAAUCGGGAAGCCUCUGCUCUAUGGCAGCAGAAUGUCCAGGGUUGUCUGUGUUCGACUGAUCUCUUUCCCUUACACAUAUGGUUUUCUGACUAGUCUGGCAGCAACAUUAUGGACUUAUGGCUUAUACUUCUGUGGGAAAAUUGAGAUCAACCACUUCUACUGUGCAGACCCACCUCUCAUCAAAAUGGCCUGUGCUGGGACCUUUGUCAAAGAGUACACCAUGAUCAUACUUGGAGGCAUUAAUGGCACGUACUCUCUGACUGUAGUUGUCACUUCUUAUCUGUUCAUUCUCAUCGCCAUUUUACGGAUGCACUCAGCAGAAGGGAGGCGGAAGGCCUUCUCCACCUGUGCAUCCCACUUGACAGCUGUCAUCAUAUUUUAUGGGACUCUCAUCUUCAUGUACCUCAGACGCCCCACAGAGGAGUCUGUGGAGCAGGGGAAAAUGGUGGCUGUGUUUUACACGACAGUGAUCCCCAUGCUGAACCCCAUGAUCUACAGUCUGAGGAACAAGGAUGUGAAAGGGGCCGUGAACAAAGUGAUGAGCAGAAUAUGUAAAACUGUGAGAAGAAACCUCACCUCGGUGACUGAGUUCAUUCUCCUAGGACUGACUGACCGCCAGGAACUGCAGAUUCUCCUCCUCCUGCUGUUUCUGGCCAUUUAUGUGGCCACAGUGGCAGGAAACCUGGGUAUGAUUGUCCUCAUCCAGGCCAAUGCCCGGCUCCACACGCCCAUGUACUUUUUUCUGAGCCACUUGUCCUUUGUGGACCUGUGCUUCUCCUCCAAUAUAAUCCAACCAAAGCCUCUCAUAUGAGACAAAGAAAUGUCCAGAAGAAACUACACUGAAGUGACAGAAUUUAUUCUCUUGGGCCUAACAAGUCGCCCAGAGUUGCAAGUUGCUUUCUUUGUGCUGUUCCUUGUGGUUUACAUAUUCACUGUGAUAGGGAACGUGGGCAUGAUUGUUUUAAUCAAAACUGAUUCUCGACUUCACACUCCCAUGUACUUCUUUCUCUCAAGUUUGUCUGUUCUAGAUCUGUGUUUCUCCACAAAUGUCACUCCCAAGAUGCUGGAAAAUUUCUUAUCAGAGAAAAAGACCAUCUCGUAUGCAGGUUGCUUGGUGCAAUGCUAUAUUGAGGCUGUGGUCCUCACAGAGCACUGCAUGCUGGCUGUCAUGGCCUAUGACCGCUACAUGGCCAUCUGCCAUCCACUGCUGUACAGUAGCAAGAUGUCCAAGCAUGUCUGUGUUCGCCUGGUCAUUGUCCCUUAUGUUUAUGGUUUCCUCCUCAGUGUGAUGGAGACCUUGAGGACCUACAACCUUUCUUUCUGUGGGGCUAAUGAAAUUAAUCAUUUCUACUGUGCUGAUCCUCCUCUUAUCAAACUGGCAUGUUCUGACACCUACAGCAAAGAGUUAUCAAUGUACAUAGUUGGUGGCUAUAGCAAUGUCCAGUCCCUCCUGAUCAUUCUCACAUCCUACAUGUUCAUCCUUGUUGCCAUUGUUAGAAGCCGUUCUGCAGAAGGAAGAAAGAAAGCUUUUUCCACAUGUGGCUCCCACCUGACAGUGGUCACAAUUUUUUAUGGAACCCUCUCCUACAUGUAUUUGAGACCUCCCACCAAGGAGUCUGUGGAACAGGGAAAAAUGGUGGCUGUGUUUUACACCACAGUGAUCCCCAUGCUGAACCCCAUGAUCUAUGGCCUUAGGAACAAGGAUGUGAAAGAGGCAUUGAGAAAAGCAAUAGGGAAACAAAAACUGAGAAAAUAA